CGCUUUGCUACGUGCCACUAAAUCGCAGAGUUGGAACCACCUAUUCCCCGUCUAUCCAUGCCAUUCCAUUCCGUCGUCCAUUUGCGGGGCGAUAUGGCGUCAUUCGAGUGAUUUUGAUUUAAUCGAGGUGGCGACAUCAAAUCAGUAGUUGCCACAUCGCGAGGUGGACGGGCACGGCUAAGGAUAUAUAUAUCGUGAUGUCCGCUCCGGCGGAAUCCACAAGAGUGGGCCUGGGGAAUGCGGCCAGCAUGGCGAAUCUGGCCAAGAUUGUCAAUCUCAUCGAGUCGAAUGUGAAGGCGGAGGGGGAGACGGAGGUGGCUGAGGAACGGCCCAGGGGAUCGGGGGGAACAGGAAGCGGAGUGGCAAGUAGCAGCAGCGUACGCCUGGCCAGCAGCAGUGCCCCGCGGAGGAGUGCCUGUGCCACGUCGUACGUGCCCAAGUCGCCGCAGCUGGAGGAGAUCGUGUUCGCCGAGCCCACGUGCACCGAGCGAUUCGCCCGAUACUUCGUGAUCGUCAUCUACCUGUGCGGCCUGUGCUGCCUGGGCUUCUUCCUGUCCAUCUACCACAUCUUCUUCUGGGACUCCCGCAUGCCGCCCGUCUACAAAGGCCAAAAGAAAGGACCUGCCUUUGGCUAGCCCAGGAAUCCGUCCACUUUAUUCACUACAGUAAUCCCCACCAAGAGCGUGCUUUCAUUUUUGAUAAAAUUGUGAUACCCGAAAAAAUAGCCAUUCGCCUCCUGAACUCAUCGGAAGUCACCGCGGAGCAGUUCUACAAGCACAUCCUCGAGCAGUACCG
Molecule: messenger RNA, 795 nt
Organism: Drosophila biarmipes
Lineage: Eukaryota; Metazoa; Arthropoda; Insecta; Diptera; Drosophilidae
Gene: inaF-C
Exons: 2
Coding region: 198-635 (145 amino acids)
Source: RefSeq, a predicted model, not a curated record